Messenger RNA from Capsicum annuum, 998 nucleotides. Its product is annotated as vacuolar protein sorting-associated protein 29. NCBI's taxonomy places the organism in Eukaryota, Viridiplantae, Streptophyta, Magnoliopsida, Solanales, Solanaceae. Gene Ontology annotation, cellular component: retromer complex; endosome. The record is from RefSeq and is a predicted model, not a curated record. Gene Ontology annotation, biological process: intracellular protein transport; retrograde transport, endosome to Golgi. The transcript is spliced from 3 exons. Bases 194 to 763 code for a protein of 189 amino acids.
GUAGAAGGACAAAGUUGGAGAACAAAUUGAAAAUACCAAAAAAAGGUAAAAAAAAAAAAAACGACGUCGUACCCCUCCCUGGUUUAAUGCGCAAAGCCCGAUUUAAUUACAAAUUUUCCAACUCGUUAAUUUUGAUGUACUAUUAUUGUUGUGGUAGAUUUUGAUCGUUGAUUGAAAUUUGAGAGAGAGAGAGAUGGUGCUGGUUUUAGCGCUGGGGGAUCUACACAUCCCGCACAGGGCUGCUGAUCUUCCUGCUAAGUUUAAGUCUAUGCUUGUUCCUGGAAAGAUUCAGCAUGUUAUUUGUACUGGUAACCUGUGCAUUAAAGAGGUUCAUGAUUACUUAAAGACUCUAUGUCCUGACUUGCAUAUUACUAGAGGCGAGUAUGACGCAGAGACACGUUACCCGGAGACCAAGACUCUGACCAUUGGUCAAUUUAAGCUUGGAUUAUGCCAUGGCCACCAGGUUGUUCCAUGGGGUGACUUGGACUCAUUAGCCAUGCUUCAAAGGCAAUUAGAUGUAGACAUACUUGUUACUGGCCACACCCAUCAGUUCACUGCAUACAAACAUGAAGCAGGUGUUGUUAUAAAUCCAGGAUCUGCUACUGGUGCCUACAGUAGCAUCACCUAUGAUGUCAACCCUAGCUUUGUUCUCAUGGACAUUGACGCCCUGCGUGUUGUGGUCUACGUUUAUGAACUCAUUGAUGGUGAAGUCAAAGUUGACAAGAUUGAUUUCAAGAAGACAACAACACAGAAUGCUAAUUGAAUAACAAAACUUGUAAUUCAGCUGAUUUUAGUGGAAUCCUAAGAGUCGCUAAGACAUCAUUUUCCUUUGCUUGCUUAUUUUCAAGGCUCUUUAUUAUGCUGUCUUUGCUCUUUAUUUUCCAGUCUAUUGUGUUAUUCAGGUUUAUGUCCAGUUACUUGAGUAUGUGCAUUGAAAAUUCAGUUGGUUAAUUGGAAAGGUUCACCGUUUUUGGUGCUCCUAAAUUCCCUUUUCUUUA